GCGGAAGCAGCAAACAGGUCCGCUUCUCUCUCUUUCCCGCUUCUUUGGAUUAGCUUUUACUUUUAUCGCCUUUUGCAUCAAGCUCUUCUUCUGCUCUCUCAUCUCAACAUGAAGCUCGUCAGGUUUUUGAUGAAGCUGAACAAUGAAACGGUUUCGAUUGAGCUCAAGAACGGAACUGUCGUUCACGGCACCAUCACAGGUGUGGAUGUCAGUAUGAACACCCAUUUGAAAACAGUGAAACUUACAUUGAAGGGCAAAAAUCCUGUGAGUUUGGAUCACCUUAGUGUGAGGGGUAACAAUAUUCGCUACUAUAUCCUGCCUGACAGCUUAAAUCUUGAGACAUUGCUGGUUGAAGAGACGCCAAGGGUGAAGCCCAAAAAGCCAACUGCUGGCAGGGCUUUGGGACGUGGAAGAGGUCGUGGGCGUGGGCGUGGACGUGGUCGAGGCCGUUAAAUAUGUUGCUCGUUUUUUAAAUUUUAGUGACAGCUGGGUGUGUAGACAGCUUUGUUGUAGUGAGAAUUUGUGGGUGAUGAUACGUAUUUAAAGGAAUUGUAUUGGUAUUUUACUACUAUUUGUGAUUAUUUAUUGGAUUGGCUUACAUGAA
This is a messenger RNA of Hibiscus syriacus, 604 nucleotides long. Its product is annotated as small nuclear ribonucleoprotein SmD1a-like. Gene Ontology annotation, molecular function: RNA binding. The transcript is spliced from 4 exons. Bases 109 to 453 code for a protein of 114 amino acids. Gene Ontology annotation, biological process: spliceosomal snRNP assembly; RNA processing. The record is from RefSeq and is a predicted model, not a curated record. Gene Ontology annotation, cellular component: SMN-Sm protein complex; U12-type spliceosomal complex; U5 snRNP. Lineage: Eukaryota; Viridiplantae; Streptophyta; Magnoliopsida; Malvales; Malvaceae.